Molecule: messenger RNA, 2673 nt
Organism: Momordica charantia (bitter melon)
Lineage: Eukaryota; Viridiplantae; Streptophyta; Magnoliopsida; Cucurbitales; Cucurbitaceae
Product: alpha-1,6-mannosyl-glycoprotein 2-beta-N-acetylglucosaminyltransferase
Source: RefSeq, a predicted model, not a curated record
CGAGGAAAUGGAAGUAUGGGCCAUAAAGUGAAGCAUGAUGUACCAGUUACCCGCUUCUCCGCCUUUCUUCCUUCCUAAAAUUGGCAAGGCAAUCCUUCUACGCUCUCGGCGCGCGAUCUUCUCUGUCACACGAUUUUUCGCUCCAAAAUCCUCAAACUUAACUGGAAAGCAAUUACAAUUGCCGGAAUCCUGCAAGCUCUCUACCACAGGCGUCUCUGAAAAUGGAUAGCACCGCAGGGAAUCCUCAGGGCAUUCACGUGCCCCCAGUUGAGGGCGUUGCAGGAGGAGGAACUUCUUACGGAUGGAGUGAUGGCAGCUUAAACACGUCAACUCCCACUAAAAGAUCUAUUGAUCCCACAGAAGUUCCUACAACAGAUCUAGUGGAUGUGUGGUGCAUGCCAAGCACAGCAAAUGUUGGACCUCAGGAAAUGCCUAGGCGCUUAGAACCUAUAAAUCUUUUGGCAGCUAGAAAUGAGAGGGAAAGUGUUCAAAUUGCUAUGCGGCCAAAAAUAUCUUGGUGUGCUUCUGGUGUGGCUGGAAUUUUGCAGGUUUUUUCUGGUGAUUUAUGCUCCACAUCUGGCGACCGGCUAGUUGUUGGACAAUCAUUGAGGUUAAGGCGUGUGGUACCCAUGUUGGGGGUUCCAGAUGCCCUUGUCCCACUUGAUCUUCCAGUCAGUCAAAUAAACCUUCUUCCAGGAGAAACUACUGCUGUUUGGGUUUCUAUUGAUGUACCAAAUAUGCAACCCCCAGGACAAUAUGAGGGAGAAAUCCUUAUUACCGCUAUAAAGACAGAUGCAGAAUCUUCAACACAGUACCUAGGCAGAGCUGAGAAGCAUCAGAUGUACAAGGAACUUAAAAGCUGUCUGGAUAUUAUGGAAACUGUUGAGGAAAAGCCAUUGGAUGAAGUGGUAGAAAGAGUGAAAUCUGCGACUGCUUCUUUAAAAAGAGUUAUUCUCUCUCCAUCAUUUUCUGAAUUUUAUUCUGAGAAUGGUUCAAUUGAUGUGAUGGAUGAAGAUGCCUUUUCAAACCUUUCAGUACGUGUAAAGAUAAUGUUGACAGUUUGGGACUUCACAAUUCCUGCUACUCCUUCACUUCCUGCCGUAAUUGGUGUAUCUGAUACUGUAAUUGAAGAUCGUUUCGGCGUUGAACAUGGUACUGAUGAGUGGUUUGAGGCAUUGGAUCAACAUUUUAAAUGGCUUCUUCAAUAUAGAAUCAGUCCUUAUUUCUGCAGAUGGGGUGAUGGCAUGCGUGUUUUAACAUACACCUGCCCAUGGCCAGCGGAUCAUCCAAAGUCAGAUGAAUAUUUUUCGGAUCCAAGACUAGCAGCUUAUGCUGUACCAUAUAGAGCUGUCUUUGGUGGUGAUUCUGCGAAAGAUUACUUGCAAAGAGAAGUUGAUAUUUUGAGGACAAAGACACACUGGAGAAAAGCGUACUUUUACCUGUGGGAUGAGCCAUUGAAUUUGGAACAUUAUGAUUCUGUUCGCAGUAUGGCUAGUGAGAUUCAUGCUUAUGCUCCUGAUGCUCGUGUAUUGACAACAUACUACUGUGGACCUAGUGAUGCACCUCUUGCACCCACUACUUUUGAAGCAUUUGUGAAGGUUCCGAAUUUCUUGCGCCCGCAUACUCAAAUUUAUUGCACAAGUGAAUGGGUGCUUGGAAAUCGAGAGGAUCUGGCCAAGGAUAUAAUUGGCGAACUACAAACAGAGAAUGGUGAGGAAUGGUGGACAUACGUGUGCAUGGGGCCAGCUGAUCCCCAUCCAAAUUGGCACCUUGGGAUGCGAGGUACGCAACAUCGUGCUGUGAUGUGGCGUGUAUGGAAAGAAGGCGGGACAGGAUUUCUUUACUGGGGUGCGAACUGUUAUGAGAAGGCAACAGUUCCCAGUGCAGAGAUAAGAUUUAGGCGGGGCCUUCCUCCUGGAGAUGGAGUGCUUUUCUACCCUGGGGAGGUUUUCUCAUCUUCACAUCAGCCAGUUGCUUCAGUAAGACUAGAGCGUCUUCUUAGUGGUUUGCAGGACAUUGAAUAUCUGAAGCUUUAUGCAUCAAGAUAUGGUAGGGAUGAGGGGGUUGGUAUUUUGGAGAGAACGGGUGUCUAUCAAGGACCCGAGCGAUACACUCAUGAUCACAUGCCGAUUGAUGUAAUGCGGGGUGAAAUCUUCAACUCAUGCCGAUCAUAAAAACGGUUGCCUGCUAAAAUACGGUGGAAAUUGUAGAUUCCCUCAGGCGAAGUUGAGCAGGUUUGGGAGUGCCUAGUUGAAGACACAACAAAGGAGAUAGUGAAAUCCUUGACACAUUUGGGUCAACGGCCUGAAAAUCCCUUUUCUGAAGUGAGGUAACUUUCUGGGUCUUGUACCAUGUCUACAGUGUAUUUUCUUUCUCAAGUACUUGGUCGAUGUGAACAUCCCUGUGCUAAGAAUAUGCGUAUAAAAUAUUAGAUUUAGGCAAUAGAAACCUGCACGAUUGUGCAUGACGAUAAAAGUUAAAUAGUUUUUCUCCAAAUUUGCACUGUAAUUUUCUAGCUCCAGUAGCCGUAGACCUACUUUAAGUUCUCUCGCGUAGUGUCACUGGUUGAGAUUGUGAUGUAUUCAGUGACAUUUUUGCUCGAGUUCCAGUAUGUUCUCUUUCUCUUUUUUUUUUUCCUUAUUGAAUAUUAAAGGUUAAAUUAUACUUUUCUUA